Messenger RNA from Macadamia integrifolia, 1204 nucleotides. RefSeq names its product reticulon-like protein B13. The coding region runs from base 540 to 1037 and encodes 165 amino acids. NCBI's taxonomy places the organism in Eukaryota, Viridiplantae, Streptophyta, Magnoliopsida, Proteales, Proteaceae. The record is from RefSeq and is a predicted model, not a curated record. The transcript is spliced from 4 exons.
UAAGAAGGGGAGACCUGGUAGCUGAUUUCUAUGUUUUGUUGGUUUUUUGAUGCGAUACCAGGUUUAACAUGAUCCAGUAAGCCAAACCGAAUUGAGUUCGAUUCCAUUUUGAUAGAUUUCAUUUAGUUUCAUCGAUUGGGACUAGGUUUUGACGCUUUUACCUACGUGUCAAGCAAGAGCAAGAGGCUACUCUGUGCCUGCAACCUCUAAGAUACGCCACGUCUCCUGUCCCAGUCGGCGAAACAGAAAUGGCCGCAGUGCAGCCGCUAACUCCACAGAAUUCAGAAACCCAUCGUAGAUUUUCCAUUUUCUCUUCUCUGCUUAAAAGAUCGAUCAGUCUCUUCCUCUUGCAAUCAUGUCUUCUUGUCAAACUGAGCUAAGCACAUCUCUACAUCACUCUGAUACUACUGAUACCAGUGUUUUAAGCCCAUCUUGACGAUCCCAAAGUUUAAUGAAAGAUAUAUAUCUAUGGAGGAAGAAGAAGUUGAGCUUAUUAAUCGUCGUUAUUUCAACAGCUACAUGGGCAAUACUGGAAAUCUAUGGAUUCAAUUUCAUUCCAGUGGUUUGUUGGAUGGCCAUGUUCAUUAUCACUUCCGUCUUCCUUUGGGGAAACACGGCUAGGCUGUUCCACAAGUAAAAAGAUGCCGUCGGCCAUGUCUGUAUGGGAAGUUUCAGAGGAAUUCACAAUGGUUUCACAGAACGCCGCCCGGGUAUUUGCAGAAGAAGGGAUACUCUGGACGUUUCGGGUUGGUGCGGAGGAUAAAUGGUUCAUCUUUAUUGGACUGGUUGCUGGCUUGUGGUUGAUCUCCAUUGUUGCUGGCUGGUUCAGUUUCCUUUCUUUCUCAUACAUCGGAUUAGUGAUCGGCAUGACUGUUCCGUUCAUUUUUUUCAAGUAUGAUGGUAAGAUAAAAGGGUUCAGGGUUCGAAUGGAGAUGCAGGGGAGUAGAUGGUACAGAAAGGUGGUGGUGGACUGGUUCCAGAGAAAGACGGAGUCCGAGGACAAGGUUGCAGAACCUAAAGUGAAGAAGGUCGAAUAGUAGUUUUAAGGCUGGGUUGGUCCCUGUGCUGAGCGGCCAUGGUUGUCGUCCUCUUGCAAUUCUUGUGAACCUAAAUGGUGAGUGUAAAUAUUGUUACGAAUUAUUCGUUGAUUUGUGAUUGGACUGAAUGAGAUGGAAUCCUAGGGGUGGAAGUUUGGCCCUCACAA